AUGCCACAAAAUGAGUAUAUUGAGUUACACCAAAAGCGCUAUGGGUACCAUUUGGAUUACCAUGAGAAAAAGAGAAAGAAAGAAAGUCGAGAGGCUCAUGAGCGUUCAAAGAAGGCAAAGAAGAUGAUUGGUCUGAAGGCAAAGCUCUACCAUAAGCAGCGUCAUGCUGAGAAAAUACAAAUGAAAAAGACUAUCAAGAUGCAUGAAAAAAGAAACACCAAACAAAAGAACAAUGAGAAGACUCCACAAGGGGCAGUACCUGCCUAUCUGUUGGACAGAGAGGGGCAAUCCCAAGCUAAAGUACUUUCCAACAUGAUUAAACAAAAACGCAAAGAGAAAGUGGGAAAAUGGGAAGUCCCUCUCCCCGAAGUUCGUGCCCAGGGAGAAACAGAAGUACUGAAAGUUAUUCAAACAGGAAAGAGAAAAAAAAAAGCCUGGAAGAGGAUGGUUACUAAAGUGUGCUUUGUUGGAGGUGGUUUUACACGAAAACCACCUAAAUAUGAAAGAUUCAUCAGACCAAUGGAUAUGCCCAGGUUACCAACAAUCCUGAAAAUGAUGGCUGCAUAA
Elephantulus edwardii (Cape elephant shrew) is the source of this 567-nucleotide messenger RNA. Its product is annotated as ribosome biogenesis protein NSA2 homolog. Bases 1 to 567 code for a protein of 188 amino acids. NCBI's taxonomy places the organism in Eukaryota, Metazoa, Chordata, Mammalia, Macroscelidea, Macroscelididae. Gene Ontology annotation, biological process: maturation of LSU-rRNA; maturation of 5.8S rRNA. The transcript is spliced from 2 exons. Gene Ontology annotation, cellular component: nucleolus; preribosome, large subunit precursor. The record is from RefSeq and is a predicted model, not a curated record.